UGAGCUCUUCCUGCAGUUACAGGGAUGAAUGCGAGAGAAGAAAAUGGCGAUCGAGCAGGACAAAUGUUUCCCCUCCCAGACUCUGCAAAUGUGUUGAAUUUCUAUAGCCUUAUUAUUUGCUUUCAUUUCAUCUCUACUGCACUUUAAACUACAAGAGAGAAUUGGAUGCUAUUGCCACCAAAGACAUUGAAGAGAAGCAACACAGGCCUGAUCACCAUUCACUUGCAUUGUAUGGCCCUACAGAGCUGAGAUAUUUAUUUUAAAAUCUCUGUGUUCAGCAGAAGAAAGUCAUACACAUCUGAGAUGGCAUGAGGGUGUUUUGAAGUGUCAGUUUUUGCAAUGAUGCCCCAUAAAUGAUUACAUACCAUGGUACUACAAAGACAAGACUUAGAGGAAAUCUUUCGAAACACGGAUGUUGAGUGGACAGAGGAAAGUGUAGAGCACAGUGGAAUGACGAUAAGGAAGAGGGGGCUGGUGUAAAGUGCCAGAACAUAUCAAGUCCAGAUUCAGCCAGCCUCAGUCUGCCAAUUAAAACAGCAGCAACUCCACUGUAACCUGCGCCAUCAGCAAUGCCAAGAGGGCCCCAGCCAGUGGCCAGCCCCAAGCCCUGCCUCGGUACCCGCUCUGUGAAGUUCUGUCGCAUCUCUGUCAGCACAAACAGAAACAGCUGUUGAAGCGUGGGCAAUCCCUUACAGUCCUUGCUGCCACCCUGGGAACUCUAGUGCAGCUUAUCUCUAACCAGACAGGGGAGCUUACAACUGAGAGGGCUGUCCUACACUGCACCCAAAGCCACCUCUCAGGCAUGGCUCCCAUUCGGGAUUCUGUCAGCCACUCCUCUAACCAAACAGGUUUGGAACACGCUGGUCUGGAACCUCAGUAUGAAAAUUCAUUGUGGAGCUCUGGCAGCGACUCUAACAGCAACUGGGGAAAAGUCAUUGUAGAUAAGGGAACCUGGCCCUCUAUCACUGGUAGUGACCCAGAGUUAGCCUCAGAAUGUAUGCAUGCUGACUCUGCCUCCAGCUCUGUGUCUGAAAAGAAUCUUAGUAUGAUGGCAUCUGGGAACACCGGUGGUGACAACAAUGGCAAUAGACAAGGCAGCAAUCAUUUCAUGGUUGCAAAUGGCAGCAAUAAUGUGGGUAAUGGGAGUGUUAAGGGGCCUUGGGGUAUGUCCAAUGGCUCGAUGCUAAGCACAUGUCAGGGCUCUGUGGAGGGCCCCAACAGCAAGCUGGCAGAAGGCAGCCAAGGGAAAAUUAAUGCAUGGGGUACCCAAAGUUCCUCAACCAAUGGAGGCAUAAAUCCAAGCACUUUGAACCCAAAUGCCAACAAUGGUGCCUGGCCUGUUCUUCAGAACACUGGGCCCAACCCCCAUGGGCCUGUGGGGAAUGAGAAUGGUAAUGGCGGCACCAACUCUCAACAAAGCACCAUAUGUCAAACACCCAGCAUGCAGAGUAUCAACUCUAAGAUGUCCUGGGGAUGCCUGCAGGAAAAUAUAUCUGAAGCUGAAGUCAAUGGUACAAACAAGGUUCCAAGUGGGCAGCCUCAAAACAUUAACACUGAAUUUAAUGGACCAAAUAACACUACUAACACGAUGACCUCUAGUUUAUUAAACUGUACAGGUUCAAUGCAGAUGAAUGAACAGCCCCCAGGGCACCGAGCCUGGCCUGUGAGCACAGGGGGCUCUCCUCAGCUCCCGAUUUCUACAGUCUCUAAUGGCACUUCCAUUUCUCAACAUGGCAACAGUGAGGGAAUUAACAGCGGGUCUUAUGGUACAGCAUGUGGCAUUCCGCCCGGCACUAAUUACUCUGGGGAAAAAUGUCCUGUCCCUAAAGGCCAAGCUGUGGGCGACACUGUGAAUGCAACUCUAAUGCAGUCUGGAGCCAAUGGCUUCUCUGUGAGUGCUGCUCCAUUAAAGAAUAAUAAUAAUAGUGGGAUGGGCAGUCGUGGAGGAGGUUGGGACUCUGCGUCCACUACCUCACAAAGUAUGUCUUGGCGUGCAGGUAACUCUGUGGACCCUGCUGGAAUCCCUCGCCCCUGGGGGAGUGCCUCCUCCUCCUCUUCCUCUUCUUCAUCCUCUUCAAACACUGGAACUAAGGUCUCAAAUGGGGAGUGGAACACUUUGCCCAGCAACAGUCAGCAUUCCAAUGAUAGCACGAAUGGGAGCAGGAAGGGAACAAAUGGAUGGAAGUCGUUGGAAGAUGAUGCUCUCGGUAUAGGUAGCUGUGGUCAAGCAUCCCAAGGCAGCACAUGGAACAAAUCAACAGGCAGUGAAGGAAGUGGAGACAGCUCAGGAGGUCGCAGCGACAUUGAUGGACAACGCAACAGCAACCGAAGGAGAGGUAAUCAACAGGGGAUGAUAAAUGCAGCUCUCUCUAAAAUUGACGUAGAUCCCAGGGUCUUGUCCAACACAGGGUGGGGACAAACACCAGUCCUCCAGAACACUGCCUGGGAUGUAUCGAGCUCUGAUAAAAAGACAGGAAAUGGACAGGCCGGCUGGGGCAGUGCUCCCCCGCAGGCGUCUUAUUCAGGUGGGUGGGGAGACAGACCCAGCACCAACAGUAGUGAUUCUUCAGUGUCUGGUUGGACAGAACAGAAACCUUCAACUGGCUGGGGAGAAUCCAAAGGCCCAGUUGGGCAAGGUGGUUGGGAGGAAGCCUCUUCCGUUACAAUGAACAAGGGCAGUUCCUCAUGGAAUGGUGGCAAGGAUGAGAAGUCCUCCUCUUGGAAUAACACACAGAAGGCAAAACAGGGAUGGGGUGGACCAUCUGCUGGAGAGGGAUGGGGUGGAGAAUGCCCAAAGGGAAACCAUUGGGAAGAGCCCCAGAAAUCUGGUUCUGGUGGCUGGGACAGCGAUAGUGACCGCUCUGGAUCAGGCUGGAGCGAACCCGGCCACUGUGGAACAAGUAACACCUGGGGAGGCAGCGGAGGCACCAACACUCCUGACCAGAGUGGUCCAACCACAGGAUGGGGAGAGCCAGCCAAGACCAACAAUCAAAACCAAGGCUGGGGCGAGCCAAUCAAGCCAAGCCACUCCAACCCUACUUGGGGUGAUGCCACCAAACCAAACAACUCUUCAGAGUGGGGCAAAUCCCAAGAAUUCAUUAUGGGAACAUUCAGGAGUGGGAACACCCCUCAGACUGGAGCCCCUGGUCAGAACAAGCCUACAGGAUGGCUGGGAGGCCCAAUGCCUGCUGCCUCUAAAGAAUCAUCAUCCACUGGGUGGGAAGAGCCAUCUCCUGAGUCCAUCAGGCGUAGAAUGGAAAUUGAUGAUGGUACUUCAGCUUGGGGAGAUCCCAACAAAUAUAACCACAGCAAUGUCAACAUGUGGAACAAGAACACUGCUGGAGAGCAGGAUGGCAUGGCUGCUUCUCAGCCCCCACAAGCCCAAAGCUCUAUGGCUCCAAAAGAAAAGAGCUGCAACUCAGGGUGGGGAGAGCCAUAUGGUGGACCACAAAAAAUGGAGUCAUCUACCUGGGGUGAGCCUGCUGGUCCACCGGUCAAAGUGGACAAUGGCACUUCUGCUUGGGGAAAGCCUGUUGAUUCAGGUUCCAGCUGGGAAGAGCCAGGGAGGGAAAACUCAGGAGGCGGUGGCUGGGGCAAUGCUGCUGUAGGACAACAGUCACAGCACAAGUCUGGAUCCAAACCUAUGCAAGACAACUGGUGUGGCGAGGAGAUGUCUGUGGCAGGUCACUCCAACUGGGAGGAGGAGGAGGAAGUAGAGAUAGGUAUGUGGAACAACAAUCCAUCACAGGAGACAAACCAAACUGGAAACUGGUCCUACAAGAAGAUGCCUCCAAAGCUGAAUAAAGGACCCAACAAACAGGAUGAUUCUCUGUGGAUGAAUCAGUUUGUACAAAAAUUCAACAACAUUUACACUAGGGAUUCCUCUGAAGAUUCCCUGAAGAGCAAUAAGAUGGAUAUGCCUGGAGGAAUGACAGAUAAGCGCAUGGAUGUUGACAAGCAUGUUCUUAAUAUGGGAGAGUACGGAAAAAACCCUGCUUCACGCCACCAGAUCCACAAAGACUCGUCCAUAGACCGUAAUCCCUAUAUGGAUAAGCUUUCAAUGCCUGUAUAUGAUAGCUCUGUAGCAGAAGAGUCCCCAAACUCCAUGCAGAAUAUCAGCUUUUCCCCAACAAAUAAUGCACAGCCAAGCCAGUGCAGCUUGCCAGGGCCUCACCAUCCAAACUCUGCCUCUGUUAGGCAGAAUGUAAACAUGUACGGUGUCAGUAAUGCAGCAGCACAAGGCCGGAACACCCAGCAGCCUCCAGCACAACCUCUGAACUCCACUCAGUCCAGUCUACGCAACCAAGUGCCUCCUCCACUACUGCCCUCUCAGGUCCCGCCAUCCCUGUUUAAGUACUCUCCCAAUAAUGGAGGUCUGAACCCUCUGUUUGGCCCACAGCAGGUGGCUAUGCUGAACCAGCUGACCCAACUCAACCAACUCUCUCAACUCUCUCAGAUUAAUCAGUUACAGCGCCUCCUCCUUCAGCAAAAAGCGCAAAACCAGAGAGCCAUGCCUGUUAACAGCCGACAGCAACAGGAACAGCAGGGUCGUGGUCUGGGCCCUUCCCAGCAGAUGAUCCAGCCUUCCCGUCAUCUCGAUCCCUCCCUGAGGAAGCAGCAGACUUCCCCCCAGCCACCCUCACUGCACCAGCCCAGCUUCAAGUCCUAUAUGGAGAACUUCAUGCCCCCCAAUGCCUCUGACCUGCAGAAAGAACAAAAUUCCCUGAGCUCGUUCAGUAAUUUCCCUUUAGGUGGGUGUCCUCCCCAUCUUAAUUUAGGCCAGACUGACUCAAUGUUGCACCAAGCUGCCAAGCCCAACACGAUGUUUGCCUCUGACAUGUCAGGCUAUCAGUCAGCUGGCAUUAGACAAAGUCAUAGCCUCCUAGCCCCUCCUCUGAGCAAUGGCCACAUGGUGCCAGGCUCUCCCAUCAACCCUCGGGUAGGAAAGAACUUCUGUCCUGACAGCAGCUCUCUGCCAGCAAGAGGCUUGAACUCAAACUUGAAUGUAAGCAACCUCGACAUCAGUAGUGUUGGUUUUAAGGAGCCACAGUCCCGUCUAAAGAAGUGGACUGCCAUGGACAUUUCCGUCAACUCGCCACUUGAUCAAAACCCCAGCAAAUCUGGUGCUAUAACAUCUGGCCUGAGGCUUGAAGAUUCACCCUUUGGUCCAUAUGACUUCAUCAAUGCCAGUAAUGCUCCCAUUAGUCCUCCUGGCUCUGUGGGAGAUGGCUGGCCCAGCCGUGCCAAAUCACCUCAUGGUUCCACUAAUGUCAACUGGCCACCAGAAUUCCGUCCUGGUGAGCCCUGGAAAGGAUAUCCAAACAUUGAUCCUGAAACUGACCCAUUUGUCACUCCUGGCAGUGUGAUUAAUAAUCUCUCCAUUAAUACAGUCCGGGAUGUUGAUCACCUCAGGGACAGAAACAAUGGGCCAUCCUCAUCACUUAACACCACGCUGCCUUCAAAUAGUGCCUGGACAUCCAUUCGUGCCUCCAACCACAAUAGUUCCCUCAGCAGUACAGCACAAAGCACUUCAGCCAGAAACAGUGACUCUAAAUGGUCUCCUGGUAUAGUCACCAACACCUCUUUGGCUCACGAGCUGUGGAAGGUUCCUCUCCCUUCGAAAGGCAUCUCUGCUCCAUCCCGCCUCCCACCUGGCCUGACCGGUCAGAAACAACCCUCAUCUUGGGACAACAGCUCUCUGAGACUGGCAGGCUGGGGUAGCUCUGAAUCCAGAUUCACCUCUGGUACCAGCUGGGGUGACAGCAGCUCAGGGAGAACGAAUUGGCUUGUACUGAAAAACCUCACACCUCAGAUUGAUGGCUCCACCUUGCGAACUCUGUGCAUGCAGCAUGGUCCACUGAUCACAUUCCAUCUGAACCUUCCCCAUGGCAACGCUGUCGUCUGCUACAGCUCUAAAGAGGAGGCGGCCAAAGCCCAAAAGUCACUGCACAUGUGUGUUUUAGGGAACACUACUAUUCUUGCAGAGUUUGCUAGUGAAGAGGAAAUUAAUAGUUUCUUUGCACAAGGUCAGUCAAUGACUGCCUCUCCCAGCUGGCAAACGCUGGGUUCUUCUCAGAACCGGAUCGGAUCCAUUGAGGGUUCUCACCCCUUCCCGAACCGCACUGAUCCAAAUCACUGGAACGUCAGUGGGCUGUCAGGAGCUGGAAGCGGAGACCUGCACGGCUCUUCUCUCUGGGGGGUUCCCAACUACUCCACGAGCCUGUGGGGGAGCCCUAGUACCAGUGAGGGAGGGGGAAUCAACUGCCCCUCCCCCAUCAGCUCCUUCCUUCCUGUUGACCACCUGACAGGAGGUGGGGAGUCAAUGUAGUGCAUCUUUCACCUUCUGACUUAAAAAACAUUAAAAAAAAAAAAAAAAAAAAAAAAACAAACCCGUGACCUCAAUGUCAAAUAGUUAAUCAUAUUCAUAUGACCAUAUAUAUAUCAUAUAUGAAAAAAUCAAUUGGCACUAGUUAGACUUUCUUCACUUUCAAAACAAAAAACAAUGCGGGGUCACCCUGUAGAAACAAGUUACAUACUUUUCUUCUGCACAUAUGUCCACUUUGUUUUAGCCCAAAACAUAUCAGUUUGAAUACUUGAAUCAUGCAGGCCAAUUCUAUAAUGUGAAAGGAUGUAUUACACUUCCAGGUAGUGCUCUUCAUACAGAAAAAGCUUCAGUUGAGCUCAUCUGUUUCUUCAUCAUGUUUAUUUGAAUUCCAAUUCGUUUAGUUUAUUUUUAUUAUUUGCGUUUUGUUUGCUGACAAUGUUGGAGUUUGAGCUUUUUUAACUUUGCACUGAAUGUGGUUUUUCUCAGUAUAAUCUGCAAUAUGGAGGGAGCCGACAGUUCCAGUGUAGUUGUUUACUCAAGGAUGUUCUUAAAAGUGUACACUCUACUAUGCCUUGAUGUACGCCUACCUUUAUUGUGGUAUUGUGGAGUUCGAGAUGAAGAUAUAGAUUCUGAUUUAGGAUUAUCUGAUGAUAUUACAGAAAUAAGUAUUGCACCAAUUUUGUUUUAAAACUAAAGAAUUUAGCUCUGCAAUGUAAGAAACUGUAGCCACAGCUGUGACUUGCAAACCCGACCUGCAAGCCAGGGGGAACAGCACUUUCAAAAUAGGCUUUCAAUUUUGUUUUGGAGGCGUCACAUUGUGCCCUCUUGUUUACAAAACUUUUUGAGGGGGAAAGUAUGGUCAUUCUUCCUUUAUUUUAAAUGAAAAGUAAAAAAAAAAAAAAAAAAUAUUAAUAAUAAAAAAACUCAUAAAAAUGAUAAAAAAUAAAAAAUAAAAAAAAGAGAGAGAGAAAAUGUUGAGGAUAAAGACGAAGCUUUCUAUCUCUGGGAAUACUGAUCAGUGUUUGGCCAUGUCAUUGGUUAUUUUAUCUAUUCCUCUUGUCUGCUAAAUAACCAGCAUGGUUCUCAGGAAAUAUAGCCAGUUUCCCCCCAUAGAAACUCCUUGUAGGUAAAUCCAACUUUUAGCACUGAAACUACUUAUAGCUCUGUAAGUUUUUCUCUGCCAAAUAACUGCUUUAAGCUGGAGACAUUCUACAUACUUCUUUUCAAAUAUGCUGUCUUUUUAUUAAUGAGUGGAUAUGGUUUGCUGAAUCACUAUCUAGUCCUCCUUCCCUUUUCCCACUGAGUGGCUCAAUGUUUUUCGCUCUGUGAUUGUUGAAGUAACUGUCAAUGUCAUAAGAAAGCAGAAAUCUGUAACUAUGCAUACUGUAGCCAAUGACUCGGCCUACAGAAUCGCUUUGUCUGAAGUAAUGUUUUGGAUAAUUUGCAUAUACAUUUUGUUCUAUAUAUUUUUUUCUUUAUCACCAGAGCUGGUGUUAAAGAGCAUAAUUUUUUGGUUAUUUUAACAGUGCAAAAGUCAUCCACAUUUCAUUGCCUUUAUUCAAAUUGUGUCUGAAGAUGCAACAAGUCAAGUGGCUUUUAACUGUUUACAAAUAGAAAAUGAUUGUAACGUGUACAGUUUGGUUGUUAAUCUGAAGUUCCUUACAAUAUUAAUAAAUCAAUGUUUUGGCUGCUCAUUAUCAUUUUAUUUUGAAUUUUUUGUUUUUUUCCCCCCAUUUCCCCCUCCGACACCCCCCCCUUCCUCAAAGCUGGUUUGUCAUUGAAAAUGGCUUGCCUCUGUACUUGUGGCCAAGGAAGGCUAAAUCAGAGGUGAAUGUAAUCUAUUGCUGGUAGUUUAAGUACUUGCAUUUAAAUAAAGUGCAUAGAUUUACAGAUUAUUUACCUUUUUAUUGUACUAUAUUUUAGGUGCACAAUUUAUGAAACGCUUCAAAGAGCGAGAGGGAGAGAAAGAUGUCAGCAUUAGGCUAAGCCAUGGACCUUAAUAUGUUUAAGCUGUUUUUCUCCAUUUUAAUUUUAUUUUAGAAGUAGAACUUUGCUUGAUGUGUUAAGUUAUCCAUAUUUAAUCACUCAAAUAGUACAAAACCCUGAGUAUUACCCUGACUUUAUGGUUGUGUGCCAGUAUUGAACCAUUUUAAAUAACUGCUUUACCAAAUAUACUUCAAUCAAAGGAUUUGUUUACUUAAUUCCAUACCUGGCUUAUCUCAUUUUUGUUUGAUACAUUUUAAAGUGAAACAUUGGAAAAGAGGUCGUUUUGGAGAGAAAAAAAUAUUACAAAAGCCGAAAAUUUAUUUUUGGAAUUGCACUUGGUGUAUAUAAUGAACUAAAAAAAGCUUGUACUGUAUUUUGUGUUCUGAGGGCAGAGUGUAGCUUUGGACAACUGGAUGGCUUGGACAAGGACUUUGCCUUUUUGUUUGUCUCUUAUUGUUCAUGUACAUUUUCUAUACUGAUUAAGGUGUGAGACAGCACGUGUUUGUGCCUGCGUGCUAGAGUGGUCCACUCCAUUCCUGCUCAUCUGGAGCCCUAGUGUUCUCCUCUUGUAUAUUAAUGCAGUCUGUCUUGAAGGCGUAUAACUGCAGGAAUCACUUAUUAGAUGGCCGUGACUUUAUUUACUCCCUCAAUGUGGAUUGCUCCAAGUCUUUUAGAGUUACAUGUUUGUAUGUGUCCAUGGUAGUGUUAGUAAGUCAUGGUCUGGAAGGUUGGUGCUGAGCUUUACCAAUGGUUCUGAAUAGGUUCUUCCUUGCUGUCUUUGUAAACUUGCUAAUUUCCCUAUUAUUCAUGCAUUGUUUUCUGAAGUGAACUUUGAAAGCAUAGGGAAAAGCCAUUGGCACCCAGUUUAUUUCCAGUUUUAAUUUUUCUUUUCUUUACUUUUUCCCCCUCUUAAUUUUAUUUAAAUAUAUGUGCAGCUGUUUGUUUUUGGAACUGUCAUGCUUAGACAUUUUGAUGAUUCACUGUCAUGCCAAAUUACGGAGUAGGGGGAGGAAAGGGACUUGUUCUUUUGUAAAAGCUGGACAAUGUAUAUGCUUCAAAAGUCACUUGCAAAAUGGAUGUUUUGAGGAUAUACAUGAGCAAUGUACAAUCCCCAUUUUUAUAGCCAGGUGUAAGUAGAGGGGAAAAAAUUACUUGGCCUGACAUUCUACUUUUGUACUCAAAAUGUCAUUUCUUUUUUGAUUUAUCCUGUGAGCAAAUAUACCCAUGUCUUUUAAAUGGUUCCUACUGUUGAACAAUGUGCUAAGGCAAUUGACUUAAACUGUGAGUAUUGCUGUCAUGUCAUUAUAAACCCUGAAAAGCUUUAGAAAAACCAGCACAAGAAAUGGAUGAACGUGAGUUUAAAUCUAAACUUCCACCAUGGGGAAAUUCUAAGAAAGUCUAUGCAGUGUAUGGUGAGGCUUCUGUGUCUUUCUUUUGUUUAAUAAAAUCCUAACUACAGUAGUGGUAGGAUUAAAAAAAAUGAUGUGCCAUGAUUGAAAUUGAUUUUAUUUUUGUCACAAAUUGGCCAGUUUUAGCAAAUGAAGGGUGCAUUAACAUUUCCAUUUCACGGCCGUCCUUACAGAAUGGUCUGUGGAAUAGCAAAUUCUCAACUCCAACAUUUCUAGAGGUCUGUCAAGAAAUAGUUUGCUCACAUGUAACCUAUAUGCACACUGCUUUGUUAGACUGUUUGAAAAUGACUAGAAAUAAACAUCAAUAAGAUUACUUAAUGAGCAGGAAGUUCUUUUCAGCGUCUUCCUGGGGUCAUCUUUAGAAUUUUAACUUGGGGAACUGCACUUUUUGAAGGACAAUCCUUAUUUGUAUUGGUAACAAUUGACACAAGGUUUAGUCUAAUAAUACAUGGUAGAUACUCAAAUGUGUAGUGAUGAAUGUUUCCUGUAAUGCUGUAAUAUUUUUCUCUUUGUUGCUUGGUUUUCAAUUGUAGUACCCUUAAGUGCAUAUGUAACGAGGUAGUUGAGAUUAGAGUAGAUUUUAGGUCUUUUGUUGGCUGUACUUGUAGACUGAUAAUAACUGUUUGUAAAGUCCUGAUCUUGAUAUCAGAAUACAAAGCUGUUUAAUUUGGGUACAACCCGCAAUAAAGCCUAACAGUGACAUGG
Myxocyprinus asiaticus (Chinese sucker) is the source of this 10425-nucleotide messenger RNA. RefSeq names its product trinucleotide repeat-containing gene 6A protein-like. The coding region runs from base 803 to 6328 and encodes 1841 amino acids. Gene Ontology annotation, cellular component: nucleoplasm; P-body. The transcript is spliced from 26 exons. Lineage: Eukaryota; Metazoa; Chordata; Actinopteri; Cypriniformes; Catostomidae. Gene Ontology annotation, molecular function: nucleic acid binding. Gene Ontology annotation, biological process: miRNA-mediated post-transcriptional gene silencing; positive regulation of nuclear-transcribed mRNA poly(A) tail shortening. The record is from RefSeq and is a predicted model, not a curated record.